CUGACUUGUAAGCAUCAAAAAAAACCUUCCUGUUUUAAAGCUAAAUUUUUCGUUUCUACGUCUUGAUCGGAAUAUUUACAAACUUAUCUAUUACUAUUAAUAAAUAUCUCCAAAUAACUUAGCCAUCAUUUAUGUCAUUUUACUUUCAGAACAUUAUAUUUUACUUCUAAGCAUUUAAGUUGUAAGUCAAAAAAAUGUUUAUCAGUAAUAAACUAAUAAGAACCAACACAGAGAAAUACAAACUUUCUUUGACUUUGGUUCAGUUCAAAACAUGGAUGAGCAUGGUACAGUAUGGUUCUCACCCCUAGUUCGGGAGGUAGUUCUUGGCAUUGUUUUAGAUCCAAGGUCGUUGUGUUCGAUUGAACUGAGAUUUUCUCUCCAGCUAUUUUUUAGGAAAUCUCCGGAAAAAUCCAAACUGGCGAAUCCAGAAGCUUCUACUUCAAGCGGUCAGUCAUGGCCAAUGGCGGCCGGCUCUCUGCUUCUCCUCCUCCUAAUUGCCGCUCAUGUCAUUGCUCUGGUUUACUGGGUUUUUCGACUUGCAACUGAGAAGCAGCCUCAGAGAACUAAGCGACACUAGUUCCCAGCAGGAAUCUAUCAACUUCUUCUCAUUUGGUUGGACUCCUCAUGUGCUACCAUCUUUCAACAACUACCUAAGAUCAUAUGAAGUCUAUUUUUCUCGGAGCCCGGCGGAUACAUCUUCUUUCUUGAAUACUGAUAACCGAGUGUCCUGUGUAUUAUAUACCGACUUCUCUCCUCUGCAUUGUUCUUGACUUUGAUAUGUAAGUUAAUAUUUGUGUGCUUCUGUUUCGAGAAUUUAACAAUGCAUUCUUAAACUCCUCCCAAUAUACAUGUUUGUUUUAG
This is a messenger RNA of Cuscuta campestris, 861 nucleotides long. Lineage: Eukaryota; Viridiplantae; Streptophyta; Magnoliopsida; Solanales; Convolvulaceae. The record is from the annotation of a GenBank genome assembly.